Molecule: messenger RNA, 1071 nt
Organism: Opisthorchis viverrini
Lineage: Eukaryota; Metazoa; Platyhelminthes; Trematoda; Opisthorchiida; Opisthorchiidae
Exons: 7
Coding region: 138-833 (231 amino acids)
Biological process (GO): 'de novo' pyrimidine nucleobase biosynthetic process; CDP biosynthetic process; UDP biosynthetic process
Cellular component (GO): nucleus; cytoplasm
Molecular function (GO): ATP binding; UMP kinase activity
Source: RefSeq, a predicted model, not a curated record
UCAAGUUUCAUUAAAGUACUGGAAGAGCUGCACCUGGUGAUUCGGGUUCGAAGCUGUUUGCUUGAUCUCCAUAAUUGCAACACCAGGCUUGAAAUUCCAGCAUACUCUAUCCUCUAUGAGUUUCACCAUUAACCCAAAUGGUUGCACCACUGUUAACUCGAUCUCUUCUGCGUCCAUCUUCUUCGUCGACUAGUUGGCGGUACCUGUCGGUACCCACCUUUUGCUAUCCGUUCUCGAUUCAUAGUGGAAUGAAGUUCAACGUUUGUUUUAUCCUUGGUGGCCCUGGAGCUGGCAAAGGCACAAUAUGUCAAAAAAUAGUCGAGGACCACAACUUCAUUCACCUCUCUGCUGGCGAGCUCCUCCGUCGGGCUUGCAAUACACCAGAUUCGGCAUUUUGUGCUGAGAUCCAGCGUCAUAUGAAAAAUGGUUCAAUUGUUCCUGCUAAAAUCACUUGUGGACUGCUUGACCAAGCCAUGAAACAGGGUUACCAGGAGUCCAAGUGCAUGAACUACCUGGUUGAUGGAUUUCCUCGAAAUGAAGAUAAUCGGACGUGUUGGGAAGUGGAGAUGGGUUCAAAAACAAUUCUCAAGCAAGUGAUCGUGGCCGAUUGCACAGACGAUAUAUGCAUCGAGCGGUGCUUAGGACGCGAUUCCGGCCGGAUAGAUGAUAAUGAAGAAACUCUUAAACGCCGGUUGCAACAAUUCAAGGAACAAUGUCUUCCCAUCAUCGAAUAUUACGAGGCCAGGAAUCUCGUGUCUCGUAUUGACGCUACAAAAUCGAAAGAAGAGGUAUACAAACAAGUCAACCAGCUUAUGACUUCUCUAGGCUACUGACGGUGAUCAAACUAGCGUGCAUCCAAAGACAUUCACGUUGCAGAGUAUUGUAGCAUCGGCUGUGUCUACCUCUUCGUGUCCCAACCGUUCGAGGUCUUUGUCGCCCAAUCGUUCUCUUCUGGUUACUUAACGCUUAUCUGAUCGUUUAUACUGCUAUUUUCUAAGGUUUAUUUCCACCAUAUGUGUGUAUCCUCACUAUUUUCAUGCAAAAAUAUGUAACCAUCAUGAAGAAACGUAC